Molecule: messenger RNA, 4964 nt
Organism: Drosophila subobscura
Lineage: Eukaryota; Metazoa; Arthropoda; Insecta; Diptera; Drosophilidae
Exons: 9
Coding region: 340-4719 (1459 amino acids)
Biological process (GO): protein autoprocessing; positive regulation of DNA-templated transcription
Cellular component (GO): endoplasmic reticulum membrane; nucleus
Molecular function (GO): DNA-binding transcription factor activity; sequence-specific DNA binding
Source: RefSeq, a predicted model, not a curated record
UCAGCCAGUUGGUGUGGACACUCCAGCGUAUUUAGAUAUUGUCGGCUCUCGGCUCCAGCGGAUCGGAUCGGGGAAAUAAUACAGAAAAAUCACAGCAAAACAGACACGGAGAAACCGAAAGAGAACAAAAUAAAACGCGAUCUUAGUUAACAUUCGCGUCGAGUAUACGAAGCGUGAAACACCAGCAGCCAGCAGCAGCGACGACACAAACUAAAUAGAACGAAAAAAGUGCAACAACAAAUUCGUCAAGAAUCAAAGUAACGGCAAUUCGUGCAAGUGUAGACCAUGCUGUAGCCACAUGGACAUAUGAGGAUACGAUGCAUCUGAAGCUACUUGAACAUGGACUUUGAUUUCUCGGAUUUUUCUCGGCAAGACCUUUUGGAUGGAAUCGACAACUAUGCCUUGGACCUGUUCAUGCAGGUCACUGCCGGAGUGGGUGGCCUCGAGGACAGCAGCGCCCAGCAGGGAGGCAAUGAUGUGCUCGGAGCAGGUGCCGCCACCAAAAUGGACUCGCCACACACACCCCCGCCCAUGAGCCUGAGCAGCACGCCCCACGUCCAUGGCCAUCUGCCGGAGAGUCCCCCCGACUCGGGCUCCGAGCCGGCCUACAGUCCACUCAAUGAGACACACGGCCUGGGGCUGCUGCCGGGGCGCGGAGUGGAUCAUCUCAUCUAUUCGAAUCUGGGACCAAUGGGGCAGUCGCAGGCGGGCAGCAUGCUGCAGACAGACAUGCAGUACGUGUUGCAUCAACAGCAGCAGCAGCAGCAGCAGCAGCAACCGCCGCAGUUGGGCAUCGUUGGGCAUAACUUUGCCACGCCACAGGCGGAUGUGAGGGUCAAGCAUGAGGCGGGGCUGAUCAUGAAUCCCAACAGCCUGAUGUGCCAGCAGCCCAGCAACGAGCAGCAGCAGCAGCAGCAGCAGCAGCAGAUGCUGCACCAGCAGCAGCUGCAAGUGCAACAACAUCCCGAAAUGGUUCAGGAGCAAAUGAUCUACCAGCACUACGAGAAUGGGCCGGAGACGGGUGCUGGGCCUGGCAUUUAUGGUGCUGGCAGCUACCAGAAUCUAUCAACCUGCACGCUGACCUCCUCGCUGGGGCUCGGCGACCGGGUGCAGGUGAUUGGAACCAGCCAGCUGUCGCUGAACCGCACCUCGGCACCCUCCACGCCCGUGCACUCGCUGUCCCGCAAGCGGAAGAUGUCCACGACGCUGGAUUGUCCGGAGUUUGCGCCCACAGCCAAGCUGGAUGCAGGCCUGGUGAUGAGUCCACUGCGCGCCUCCCAUCACUCCCUCAGCACGCCCCACAGCCACAGCAACAGCAGCAGCAGCCACGAGGCUGAGGCCAAGACACCUGCCCACUCACACUGCUCCGCCUCGGUGUCGCCGGCCCUGUCCGGCAUCCACUCGCAGGCGGACAACAGCCUGGACGGACAGACGGCCGCUGGCUCUGGAUCGGGGUCGGGCAGCGAAGCCGGAGAUCCCGCCCAGACACAGUGCAUCCGCUUCAAUGCCUUCCAGCCGGAGAACUGGCACAAGCUGUUCGACCAGAGCCUGCAGGAGCUGUCCGUGAUCUACUACCGCGUCGAUGCGGACAAGGGAUUCAAUUUCAGCGUCUCGGACGACGCGUACGUGUGCCAGAAGAAGAACCACUUUCAGGUUACUUGCCAUGCCCGACUCCAGGGCGAUGCCAAAUUUGUGAAGACCCCGUCCGGCUUUGAGAAAAUCAAAUCCUUCCACUUGCAUUUCUACGGCGUCAAGUUCGAGGCGCCCAACCAGACCAUCCGCGUGGAGCAGAGCCAAUCGGAUCGCUCCAAGAAGCCAUUCUAUCCAGUUCCGAUCGAUCUUCAGAAGCAUAUUGUCAGCAAGAUCACCGUUGGCCGCCUGCACUUCUCCGAGACGACCAACAACAAUAUGCGCAAGAAGGGGCGCCCCAAUCCGGAGCAGCGCUUCUUUCAGCUGGUGGUGGGCCUCCAUGUGCACACCAUUUCGGGCAACUUCCCGGUGAUGAGCCAUGGCAGUGAGCGCAUCAUCGUGCGCGCCUCCAAUCCCGGCCAGUUCGAGUCCGACGUGGACCUCUGCUGGCAGCGCGGACUCACCCAGGAGUCCAUUUUCCAUGCGGGUCGCGUGGGCAUCAACACGGACCGUCCGGACGAGAGUCUCGUGGUGCAUGGCAACCUGAAGGUCUCCGGCCACAUUGUCCAGCCCAGCGACAGCCGCGCCAAGCAGGAGAUCGGCGAGCUGGACACCUCGGUGCAGCUGCGCAACCUCCAGAAGAUCCGCAUUGUCCGCUAUCGCUACGAGCCCGAGUACGCCCUGCACUCCGGCCUGAGGCGGCAGAGCGACACGCGGGAGAUCGUCGACACGGGCGUCAUUGCGCAGGAGGUGCGCGAGGUGAUACCAGAUGCGGUCCAAGAGGCUGGCAGCGUUGUCCUGCCCAAUGGCGAUGUCAUCGAGAAUUUCCUGCUGGUCAACAAGGAUCGCAUUCUCAUGGAGAACAUUGGGGCCGUCAAGGAGCUGUGCAAGGUCACUGGGUCCCUGGAGACGCGCAUCGAGCAUCUGGAGCGCGCCAACAACAGCCACAACAGCCACCAAUUGCGUGCCAAGGAUCUGCUGGAGCCGCGCUGCCUGCUCCCAGACAGAGGGGCCCUCAGGUCGUACAUCAGCAGGCGGGAUGGCUACGAGAUCUGCUCCAGCCGCUCCCUGCAGAUUGUCAUCUUUGUGCUGAUCAUCGUGAUGGCAGCCUGCCUGGCGGCUGUGUCCACGCUGUACUUUGUGGAGCACAACAAGCAGCAGCAGCUGGACGGCUAUCAGCUCUUUGGCAACAGUCACAUCUUCCGCACGGACACGCCCACGCACCUGAGCGAGGAGGAUCGCCACUACUUCCAGCACAGCCUGCACACACUCUUCAAGAACAAGACGCACGUGGCCUGGCCCAGUCUGAUGUACGCCACGAGCACAUCCCGACCGCCUGCCGCCGCCACGGGCCCACGCCCAGGCGAGGAUGAGGCCGAGGAGCUGGCCGCCGUGAUGACCAAGCCGCAGGUAAACCUCCAGCAACAGCAACAGCAGCAGCAACAGCAGUCGGGGAAGCACAGUCGCAUCACGACAUCAGCGCCGAGAUUCAGCAACAAGACCAUCAGCAGCAAGAAGACCAAGUGGCCGCUGUCCCAAGAGGUUCUGCGGCAGGCGGCCAGUCAGAAGGUUCUCCAGGCUGUGCACGGUGCACGGGCAGGAGCGCUGCCACCUGCCAACGCCAAUGAAACGAGUGCCUCCACAUCCGAAAAGCCCACACAGACACAGGCCCAGAGCCAGAGCCAGCCGCAGUCAAUUUCCCUGCCCCAAGACUUUGAGAACAACUCCAUAGACAUCGAUGCGCAGCAGCAGCAGCUGGUGGGGGGCAAGCAGCCGUUGUCGGCUCUGAAGCUGGACGAACACAUUGUGGUGGUGGGCACCAUCGCCAGUCCCACUUCGGAGGGCGCAGAGGGAGCAGCCCAUGGGGUCGGGGAUGUCGGCGCGUCCGUCGGCCAGGCCAUACGCAAGCUGAACACUGGCGAUGCGGUCAUCUACAACGUGUACAAGACGGUGUCUCCGCCAACGGCGAACCUGGCGCUGACCACCAACAAGGUCAGCACCGAACCCUCUCAGAGCACACGCUCCCAGGCGCUGGAUGUGCCGCCCCCAGCGUCGCUUCCUGUCCGCAACAGCAGCGGUGGGCAUGAGAAUCCGGAUGCCCUCGAUCUGCAGAAUCUGAGCAACACCAAUGAGUCCGUGGAUAAUCCCAUCUCGGCUGUCUUUGGUUUCGUGUUCCCGGAAACUCAGGGCCUCAGGGACUCGAGCGUGGGCAGGCGGUCGGCCAAUCAGCGCAGUCUGGACUGGAUCGAGCACAAGACCCUGAAGACGGGACUCUUUGGCCAGCCGGCGGAAUGCACUGGCGAUGAGUCUGUCAGCGAUAAUUGUCAGUCCGUUUGCUUCGAGGAACUACCGUCGCCGAAGGCACAGCCUGAUAACGUAGAUGCCAAUGUAAAGGAGCAGCAUGUGGAAGAUGAUCUGCAGUCCGCCGAGCAGGAGCAGGAUCCCGAUGUGCUAGCCACACAACCCGUGCCGUCGGCCAGCAACGAGACCAGUCCAAGGGAUGCCCAGGCCAAGCACUCCUCACAGGACACAGAGACCCAGGCAGCAGGAUCAUCGAGCCAGGACCAGAGCGAGGUGGAACAGCUGCCGAAGCCCGAUGUUAACCCUCCUCCACCCAUUCAGCUGGAUUGCUGGAGCGUCUCCAGCUGCGUCCUGGCCGCCCAAUACAACCUCACCGUCGACGUGGAAAAGUUCUGUCCCAGCGGGGGCAGCUCCCUGAACGUUAGCUACAUAGUCCCAGUGUCGCGCUUUCUCCAGGCCAGCAAUCUGGAGCUGCAUUUCAACUCGAACAAGCCGCUGCAGUGGUCCAUCUGCAUUGAUGAGGAUCAGGCCAAGGCCAAUGCGAAUGCGAAUGCGCAGCUCAACGAGGACGAUGAGGCUCCGGCCAGCAGUGGAGUGAAAGUGCUCAAGCAGCUGGGCAACAACAAGCUGAUCCUGGCCCUCGACAUGCCCGAGCACGGCUACUUCUUGCGCGACUUUAUGCUGCGCGCUAGCCACGAUCUGGAGCAGCAAAAACUAUGCGAUGAUAGCGCUCACCUGGCGAACCCUAUACUCCAGUACAACUUUAGAAUCGUAAGAGAUUGUGAUUAGUUUACAAUUUAAUUGAUGGCACGGAUCGAAUCUGAAUCUGAAUUUGAAUCUGAAUCUUCGUGCGGCAUCAAAAUGGCACCAAAAUGGAGCACUUCUUUCGAAUUAGGAAAAUGCGAAAUAAACAUAAAUAAAACUGUCGAUCAGAUGGAUGGAUGAAUACAUUUGAAUACGUAAAGAAAUCAAUCAAAUAAGACAUGCAAGAAUCGAUUAUCGACAAUUUAAAUAAAAUAUUUAGAGAAAUCUUU